UGAGCAAAAAAUAUAUUCUGUAAAAUUAUUUCAUGUUUGUAAAUAUAUUUUUUCAUUUAAACAGUUUUUGAGAUGUUUUGCACAAUUAUAUGUAAAAAGAUGUAUAUUUAGUUUUUAAAAAUGUUAAUUGCAUGACCGUUUGGGAGUAAGGACUUCCGGGGUUGAGAGAGCGAGCGAGAGAAGAGAGAGGAGGAAGAACGUUCGAGAAGGCUGAGUAGAAAGACGUCCGGUAACGGCCGAGUGCAAGAGCUGAGAAAUUGUGGACUUUGUUGAUUGACUUUUGGCGAAAGUGCUCAAAAAGAGGACUUUGAGGACGUCAACCAUCAUUGUUGGAUGCUUUGAGUGGUCUACUCAAGCGGGACGAGUGGAGCUGGUCGCUAAAAAAGAGGCUAACAGUCGCUCGUCGCUAACACAGAGGCUAACGGCCGCGCGUCGCUAACCGAGAAGCUAGCGACGCCCGUCACUAACAAAGAGACUCGUGGUGAGCCCCAACACUUGGCUAAACGUCUAGCGACCUGCUAAACAAGUGAGCGAAGCGUUUGUGGACGAACCAACUGGGAGAAGGGACACUCGACGCCGAAGCCGACGAGGAGGACGACGCCGACCCGCCGACGGAGAGGGAUUCUACGGGCAUCGUGAGAGAGUGGAGCAUCGCCUGUUCAACGAACAUUUGCCUUUCUGAGUGUUUGGAGGAAACAACAUUCAUUAAGGUACCCUCAGUUUUUUUUUUGGCCUUCGGGUGAAGGAGCCAUUUUGUUUAAGGCUACUACGCACGCAAGCAGCGAAUCUGGCCAGCCACGUAAGACAAAUUUAGUUAAUUUUUGCCGGCUUUAGACUUAUUAAUUUGGGCCCAUAGCUUAGCUUGUGUGUGUGGACAAUUUGUGUUGAAACUUAUUUUUUUUGGAGAACAAAUUUUAUUUAAUCUGCCUAUUUUUUUCAUUAAAUGUAUAUAGUUCAUACAUAACUGGUGUGUUUAUUAAGCCAUUUGGUAAGAGGUUUGUGAGGGUUGAAUUGGAAUUUUAAACUGCAAUAGUGAGAAACUAGGGAAAAGAAAUCGAACACUGAUAAUUUAAUAGAAAAUAUUUAUUUUCAAAAUUCACAGUGAAUGCCUAUAUAACAGAUAGUAAGAAUUAAGAUAAUUGAAUUGUGAUUUUUCUAAAAAGGGAAAGAACUCAGGUUAGCCACCUCUCAUAAUAGUUUGUCACACUAGAGAGGCGCUACAUAAAAAUGGAGGCACCGCUGGGAUAAUUUGUAGUUUUUUGCGCAUUCUGUGAAGUUUGUUAGUAAAUUGUGUAGAUUAGUCAGUGAUUCAUUUAAACCCAAAAUGGAAACUCAAGUGCAGUUAGUACAAAAAUUAAAAGAUUGGUGCCAAAGUGAGUCUUUAGAGCAGGCUCAUGCGGUCUUGGUGCUCAUGUUUGAAGAUGUGAACACAGAAGCCAUUGAAGAAACAAUGGAAACGGUGAAGAGUCUUGGACGUGUACGUGUUCGAGCUAGAACGUCAAGCCUACAACAGAAACAAUUUCUAGCUUUGUGUGAAUGCAAAGAAACUGUCGAACGUAAAUCGGUCCCAGUUGAUGUUUACCCCAUUGAUGGUGGAGGACCUUGGACUGUGCUCACAGCUGAUCACUUUCCAGUAACUAGUGAAACACACCGGAAAAUGACCGAACAAGAGCAAGCAGAUAGCAAUCCCACAACGAACGCGCAUGCACCAUCACCCAACACCGAGGAGGCGGCUAAGUCUACAGCAGCCAUUCUACAAGCAGUGAGUGAGUUGCUCGGCAAAACUAAACCGUCGAACGAUUUAGGAAGCUAUCGCCGUUUACGAACAUUUUCAGGAUUGUUGCCCACUCCGGCUGGAGAGGAACAAUUUGAACAUUGGUUACGUCAGGCACGACUACUUGUGGAAGAGUGUGAAUGCUCUGGCAAAGAAAAAAGGCGAAGAUUGAUGGAAAGUUUGCGAGGACCAGCCCUUGAUAUUGUUCAGGCAGCACGCACUGGUGAUCCUGAAGUAAGUCCAGAAGACUGUUUAGAAGCACUUGAGCAUGCUUUUGGGACAGCAGAAUCAGGAGAAGAGCUGUAUUUUGCCUUUCGUUUGUUGCAGCAGCAGCCAGCGGAGAAACUCUCAGACUUCCUCAGACGUCUAGAACAGUCGUUGAGUAGGGUGGUCCAAAGAGGUGGUCUUUUGGCUAAUUGUGCUGACAAAGUAAGGUUAGAACAGUUGUUGCGGGGUGCAGUUGCCUCAGAUAUGAUGCUGGUUAAUCUUCGACUAAGAGAAAGAAAAGCUAAACCCCCAUCGUUUCUCCAAUUGCUAAAGGAGAUUCGCACAGAAGAAGAAUAUGAAGCUUCAAGAAGAAAACAUUUUCCUGUUGUACAAAGUUCACAUGUACAACAAGCUGUUGAUGUAAAAACAACUGAAAUACAACAAUUAAAAUCUGAGAUAAAGGAAUUGAAAGCUUUAGUAGCUGCAGUAGUCUCAAACCCGACUCCCGAAGCCACAAAUGCUCCAAAGAGUCCCGUUAAUGCAAAAGACAGUGAUAGUAACGCUGAUCGAGAAGUUGCUGCUUUGAAGAAAGAGUUAAAACGCUUGCAACAAAAAGUCAGCAAUAAAGUGUUGGAACCUCAAGUGGCUGUCUCAUCAGUGAAAAUGUCCCAACCAGCUAGCACCUAUCCACAACGCCAGCAACAAAGUUCGGAGGAGCGAUUUUGCUAUAAAUGCGGAGAAGGUGGACACUUUGCUGCCAAGUGCCCAAAUUCGGAAAACAAAGCUAAAGUGAUAAAGAAGCUCAUUCAAGCGCUGAAUUUGUCAAAAAACAGUCAAGCAUGCAAUCAGGCCAAAACAACUCAGGUGAACUGUUCAGUCACACAAAGUGCAAUUGAUGUGCCAAAAAUGUCUGGAAUUCCUGAGGGGUUGGUUGGACCACCUAGCUUGGUGACAUUGAAAGUAAAUGGGCACGAAGGUACUGCUUUGAUGGAUAGUGGUUCCCAGGUGACAAUAAUAUUUGAUUCCUGGUACCAGCAACAUUUGGCUGAUGUUCCCAUUUCUCCAGUUGAAGGACUAGAUUUAUGGGGAUUAAGUCUGACAGAUGUUAGCUAUCCUUACCGUGGAUAUGUUGUAGUCGACUUUGAAUAUCCAGCUGAGGUGUUUGGGACGAGUCAAAUAGUCACGGUCUUAGCCCUCAUAUGUCCCAGUCCAAGAGUGGAAGGACAAGCUUCAAUAAUUGUUGGCACCAACACAAGUCAUGUCAGACGGUUGGCCUACCAGUUUAAAGACAAUGCUAAUGUCAUGAGUGCACUAGGGCUUCGUGUUUCUGUCGGCACAAAUAAAAGUACGCCGUCAAGUGUUGAGCUACCAGCUCAAGAAGGCGACGAAGCUGGGCGUGUUCGAUGGAUGGGACCAGGUCCUUUGUUGCUGUCACCAGAUAAAGCGAUGCAAAUUGUGUGCAAAGUUGACCUAAAGCACCCAGUUGAGCAAGAAAUCCUGAUGAUGGACACGGCACCAGUAACCACAUUACCUGCUGACGUGUUUAUUCAUCCAAUGAUUGUGCCCAGUGAAGCAUUAGAAAUCAACAGUUUCCGAAUACUGGUAAAAAAUGAAUCAACAAGAGACAUUUCUCUUCCAGUGGGAACAGUAAUUGGGAGUAUGUUUCACAUUGACUCAGUGGAGAACAUUCCACCCAAAGAGGAGACUCCCUCAGAGUUUGAUGCAAGCCAAAUCAACUUCGGGGAUUCCACAAUAUCUGAACAGUGGAAGAACAGACUACGACGAAAGCUUGCCCAGAAGUCUCAUGUCUUCUCAGUACAGGAGUGGGAUGUGGGAUUGGCAAAAGGGACCGAGCACAGCAUCCGAUUAACAGAUUCCAGGCCUUUUCGACAAAGAUCUCGUCGAUUAGCACCAGCAGACAUUGAAGAUGUAAGAAAGCAUUUGCAAGAACUGCUAAAAGCUGGCAUCAUCAAAGAGUCUCGUAGCCCCUAUGCGUCUCCAAUAGUCGUUGUCAGGAAAAAGAAUGGGACUGUGAGAAUGUGCAUUGACUACAGAUUAUUGAACAGUCGUACAAUACCUGAUCAAUAUACGACGCCAUGCAUUGAAGAUGCUUUGAACGCUCUGACAGGAAGUCAGUGGUUCUCCGUGCUUGACCUGCGUUCAGGGUAUUACCAGAUUCCUAUGUCAGAAGAGGACAAGGAAAAAACGGCGUUCAUUUGCCCAUUAGGAUUUUUCCAGUUUGAACGAAUGCCUCAAGGCAUCACAGGAGCUCCAGCAACAUUUCAGAGGUUAAUGGAGAAAGCUGUGGGAGACAUGAACCUUUUGCAAGUUCUAGUGUACCUUGACGACCUAAUUGUUUUCGGUAGAACACUUGAAGAGCAUGAAGAAAGGCUGCUCAAGGUCCUAGACAGACUUGGAGAGGUUGGGUUAAAACUUUCAGUCGAUAAGUGUCAAAUCUGUCUUCCUAGAGUUAAAUAUCUGGGGCAUAUAGUGUCAGCCGAUGGUGUCACCCCUGACCCAGAAAAGAUAGAAGCAGUAACCACCUGGCCCAUGCCAACAAAUCUGAAGACGCUGCAAUCGUUUCUAGGUUUUUGUGGCUACUACAGAAGAUUCAUCCAACGUUAUGCAGAAAUAGUCAGGCCACUGACUGAACUCACCAAAGGCUAUGCACCUACUCAGAAGAGUAAGAAGAAAGCUCCCGAUCCAAACAAAGUCUAUCUGAAAGAGUCAGAGCCUUUUGGAGAAAGGUGGAACAAGUCUUGCACUGACGCGUUCCACAAAAUCAUACAUUGCCUAACCCAUGCACCUGUAUUGGCUUUCGCAAAUCCACAAAAGCCUUACAUUCUGCAUGUGGACGCAAGCUUGAAGGGACUUGGGGCAGUACUUUACCAAGAAUACCCGGAAGGUCUGCGCCCGGUUGCUUUCGCAAGCAGAAAGUUAAGCGCAUCUGAACGAAACUACGCUAUUCAUCAGUUGGAGUUUUUGUCCCUCAAGUGGGCCGUUGUGGACAAAUUCCAUGACUAUUUGUAUGGAGCAAGAUUCACGGUACGUACUGAUAACAACCCUCUAACGUACGUACUAUCAACUGCCAAGCUCAAUGCGGUGGGGCACCGUUGGCUCGCUGCCUUGUCCACAUAUGAGUUUGAUGUCCAGUAUAGACCAGGCCGACAGAACAUCGACGCUGACCUGUUGUCAAGAAACCAAGUCAGCUCUGAAGAUGACAGUUGGGUAACUAUACCACCGUCUGGGGUCAAGACCCUUUGUCAUCCUGCCUGCAAUUCAGAACCCACCUAUACUACACCAGUGUAUGUCGCUCAGUUAGGUGCAUCGUCCAAGUGCAUUCCAGACCUGUAUGCACAUCCCACACAAAUUCAGUUGAAUUCCCUUGAACAGAUGUCCAAGCAAAGUCUGACAAGAGCUCAAGAGGAAGACGAAGCCAUCAGAGAAGCUGUAAAGGCCAUAAAGCAUGGACACUGGCCUGAUGCACCCACAAAUUCUGAAAUAGUUAGACUUCAAAGAGAAGCAGGAAAACUUUCGUUGAAAGAUGGAUUGUUGUACCGCCUAAGCAAAAAACCUUCUGGAGAAGAGGUCAGUCAACUGGUUCUUCCGAAAAUUUUCCGCAAGAAUGUUAUGCAAGCCAUGCAUGAUGAUCUUGGGCACCUUGGACAAGAAAAAACUGUUGAUCUGCUCCGGAGUAGAUUUUUUUGGCCCAAGAUGGCAUCGGAAGUGGAAGAGUACAUUCGAAAUUGUGGCGAGUGUGUCACUCACAAGACAUCUGCGCAAAGAUCAGCUCCAUUGCAACAGAUCAUAAGCCAUGGACCCAUGGAUUUGGUGUGCAUGGACUUUCUAUCAAUGGAACCAGACUCAAAGGGGAUCAGUAACGUCCUAGUAGUCACUGACCAUUUCACCAGAUACGCACAGGCAUUUCCGACCAAAAGCCAAAAGGCACAAGUUGUGGCAAAGACACUUGUGGAAAAGUAUUUUGUGCAUUAUGGACUUCCUGCAAGAAUACAUUCUGAUCAAGGUAGAGACUUUGAAAGUCGUCUGAUAAAAGAAAUGUUGAACCUAAUGGGUAUUCGAAAAUCAAGAACCACGCCAUAUCAUCCUCAAGGUGACCCACAGCCAGAGAGGUUCAACAGAACUCUGAUCUCCAUGCUUGGUACGCUUGGUCGAGAGAAAAAACGUAGCUGGAGUCAGCAUGUGCCCUAUCUCGUCCACUCAUACAACAGCACAAAAUGUGAUUCAACGGGGUACUCGCCUUAUCACCUAAUGUUUGGUAGGGAAGCGAGACUACCCGUUGAUCUCUGUUUUGGUACGUCCCCUGAUGGCAUAGAGAGUGCAUGCCACAGUCGCUACGUCGCAAAGCUAAAAGAAGACUUGAAGCAAGCAUACAAGUUGGCCUCUGAUGCUGCAGACAAAAGACACCAGAGAAACAAAAAACUGUAUGACCAGAGAGUAACUUUUCAGUCCAUAGAGAUGGGUGACAGAGUUCUACUCCGAAAUUUGCGCCUGAGAGGAAAACACAAGUUGGAGAGCAAGUGGAAUCCUGAACCCUACGUGGUAAUAGGAAGGAUGCCAAAUCUGCCUGUGUUCAAAAUCAAACGCGAGGAUGGACGGCCAGGUACAAAGACAAUCCACAGGGAUCAUCUUCUGCCUAUUGGACAGUUUGUUAGAAUGCCAUCUGAGUGUCAGGCUGAAGAGCCACCUCCCAGGCCCAAGACCAGAUCAAACAGUUCCAGAAAUAAUCCGAGAGUUCCAACUCGAGAGACGAGAGAGCUACAAGAAACCUCAGAUUCAUCGUCUGAUAUGGAGUAUUUCAUUAUUCCCCAAACUGCCAAGUCACCUACAGCACAAAGAGUGAGGAAAGCUGCUAGAUCAGAGAAUACAGAGAAUGACAUUGAAUUCGACCAUGAUCCUAUCUUUGAAUCCCAACAUGACCAAAACUCGGAGUCAGAUCUGGAUUUAAGUGAAGAGGAGCAUCUUGAAGAGGAAUCUGUGGAAGAGGAUGGAUUGGAUCCAGAAAGUAUAACCCAUGAAUCUCAAGACAAGAUAGAUGAGGAAUGUGAUGAGAAUUCAGAAGAGGAAAAUGAAGUGGAGUUGGAGUCAGAUGAAGAAGUUCCCAAGAAUGAAGAUUCAGAAGGCAGUCUAGCACCCAAGACUCGUUCUAAGCCUGAUUCUAAAAGACUCCGUAAACCUACUCUUAGACUUACAUAUGACGAGCUCGGUAAACCUAGUGAACAGUCUUUGACUAUAGUUCACCGUGGUAUUGUCAUUAAGAUCGGUAAACAUUAAAUUGUUUCCCAAACCAGUGCCCAAAUUUAGUGUCUGGUGAGGACACAGACAUUUUAAAAGGGGGAGGGUGUAACAUAGUUAAAAAUACAUCAGUAUUUUCAAACAAAUGUUAUAUUAAUAGUUGGAGAAAUAAAAGUUUAUAAGGUUUACAUCCAUUAACCACCAAGUUAUGUGUUUACUAUAUAUUAUGAGCAAAAAAUAUAUUCUGUAAAAUUAUUUCAUGUUUGUAAAUAUAUUUUUUCAUUUAAACAGUUUUUGAGAUGUUUUGCACAAUUAUAUGUAAAAAGAUGUAUAUUUAGUUUUUAAAAAUGUUAAUUGCAUGACCGUUUGGGAGUAAGGACUUCCGGGGUUGAGAGAGCGAGCGAGAGAAGAGAGAGGAGGAAGAACGUUCGAGAAGGCUGAGUAGAAAGACGUCCGGUAACGGCCGAGUGCAAGAGCUGAGAAAUUGUGGACUUUGUUGAUUGACUUUUGGCGAAAGUGCUCAAAAAGAGGACUUUGAGGACGUCAACCAUCAUUGUUGGAUGCUUUGAGUGGUCUACUCAAGCGGGACGAGUGGAGCUGGUCGCUAAAAAAGAGGCUAACAGUCGCUCGUCGCUAACACAGAGGCUAACGGCCGCGCGUCGCUAACCGAGAAGCUAGCGACGCCCGUCACUAACAAAGAGACUCGUGGUGAGCCCCAACACUUGGCUAAACGUCUAGCGACCUGCUAAACAAGUGAGCGAAGCGUUUGUGGACGAACCAACUGGGAGAAGGGACACUCGACGCCGAAGCCGACGAGGAGGACGACGCCGACCCGCCGACGGAGAGGGAUUCUACGGGCAUCGUGAGAGAGUGGAGCAUCGCCUGUUCAACGAACAUUUGCCUUUCUGAGUGUUUGGAGGAAACAACAUUCAUUAAGGUACCCUCAGUUUUUUUUUUGGCCUUCGGGUGAAGGAGCCAUUUUGUUUAAGGCUACUACGCACGCAAGCAGCGAAUCUGGCCAGCCACGUAAGACAAAUUUAGUUAAUUUUUGCCGGCUUUAGACUUAUUAAUUUGGGCCCAUAGCUUAGCUUGUGUGUGUGGACAAUUUGUGUUGAAACUUAUUUUUUUUGGAGAACAAAUUUUAUUUAAUCUGCCUAUUUUUUUCAUUAAAUGUAUAUAGUUCAUACAUAACUGGUGUGUUUAUUAAGCCAUUUGGUAAGAGGUUUGUGAGGGUUGAAUUGGAAUUUUAAACUGCAAUAGUGAGAAACUAGGGAAAAGAAAUCGAACACUGAUAAUUUAAUAGAAAAUAUUUAUUUUCAAAAUUCACAGUGAAUGCCUAUAUAACAGAUAGUAAGAAUUAAGAUAAUUGAAUUGUGAUUUUUCUAAAAAGGGAAAGAACUCAGGUUAGCCACCUCUCAUAAUAGUUUGUCACACU
This is a messenger RNA of Corythoichthys intestinalis (scribbled pipefish), 8669 nucleotides long. RefSeq lists its product as uncharacterized. Lineage: Eukaryota; Metazoa; Chordata; Actinopteri; Syngnathiformes; Syngnathidae. Gene Ontology annotation, molecular function: nucleic acid binding; zinc ion binding. The transcript has a single exon. The record is from RefSeq and is a predicted model, not a curated record. Gene Ontology annotation, biological process: DNA integration. Bases 1325 to 7273 code for a protein of 1982 amino acids.